UAUGUGAAAAGUACUGAUCCAUUGCAUAAGCUCGUAGAAAAUACAUUUCUGUUGAACUGUGUAACGCUCGGUCCACCAUCGAUUGGCAUAUUUUCCAUACCUGCGAACGGAUAUUAUUCACUUUUUGCUGAGCUCACUUAA
Haemonchus placei is the source of this 141-nucleotide messenger RNA. The record is from the annotation of a GenBank genome assembly. NCBI's taxonomy places the organism in Eukaryota, Metazoa, Nematoda, Chromadorea, Rhabditida, Trichostrongylidae.